AUGGCAAAAAAUCAUCAACCUCAAUGGAAGAACAACAAUUGCACCAAAUUUGUAUUGCUUGUCACCUUUUCCUGCCUUGUGGGAUUGGCUUGCAUUUUAAAUCUCGCUUCUUCUUGUUCUUUCUACUUGUCUUAUCUUAGCUUCACCUCCAAUUGGGUGUCUCACAAACCUCCUUUCUUUGUCGUCCCAAGAGCUGGAGAAGACCCCAAAAUUUCUACCAAGGUAGGAGAGGGACGUAGCUCUCAGCGAUUCAUAUCAGCAACAUUUGCGGACAUAGCAGCACCUGAUUUGCCAUGGGAACAAAUGCCAUCAGCACCGGUUGUACGACUUGAUGGAUCAUCAAUACAGAUUAACAAUCUUUUUUAUGUUCUUUCAGGAUAUGGCACCCUCGACUAUGUGCACUCUCAUGUAGAUGUGUAUAAUUUCACAGAUAAUACAUGGUUUGCGAGGUUUGAUGCACCAAAAUACAUGGCGAAUUCACAUUUAGGAGUGGCCAGUGAUGGGAGAUACAUAUAUGUGGUGUCAGGUCAGUAUGGCCCCCAAUGUAGAGGCCCCACUUCUGCAACUUAUGUUCUUGAUACUCAGACAAGGCAAUGGCAUGACUUUCCUCCUUUACCUGUCCCUAGGUACGCUCCUGCAACUCAGCUGUGGAGAGGCCGACUCCAUGUGAUGGGGGGCAGCAAAGAAAACCGCCACACGCCUGGAUUGGAGCAUUGGAGUAUAGCUGUAAAAGAUGGCAAUGCAUUGGAGAAAAACUGGCGGUCCGAGAUCCCGAUUCCUCGUGGAGGACCACACAGGUCUCGCUACUGCUCUUUCAGAGACAUUCUUUCAAGAUUCCCUUCCCUACCCGUCCCCUCCCAACCUCCCUUUUUAACAUGA
This is a messenger RNA of Gossypium raimondii (Peruvian cotton), 879 nucleotides long. RefSeq names its product kelch repeat-containing protein At3g27220. Bases 1 to 879 code for a protein of 292 amino acids. The transcript has 4 exons. Gene Ontology annotation, molecular function: protein binding. NCBI's taxonomy places the organism in Eukaryota, Viridiplantae, Streptophyta, Magnoliopsida, Malvales, Malvaceae. The record is from RefSeq and is a predicted model, not a curated record.